AUGUACAACAUUUUUACCAGUGAUAUUCUUACCAGAAAGAUGGCACCAAAAAAGUGGACAACCCCUGAACAAGAGGAGUGGCUGCAGCCAUGGUAUUUGAAGUACAAAGAGACAUUGGUAGGAAAGUCCAAAAACUAUACUAACUUUUUCUGCAACCUUAAUGAGGCAUGGUUGGAUGAGUUUCCUGAGCCAAGACCAAGUACCGCCACUCCUUAUGGCCCUCUCACAGAAGAGGAGAAAAAAAUAAUGGAUGCCAUGGAAAAAUCACGCACAAACGCGAAGGCAGAUACUGUUGAUGUGUUCCAGUCCAUAGUGGAGAGCAUCUCGGAGUGUGAAAAGUCAACACGUGCCUAUCAAGAACACAAAGCUUAUUCUGUCCUGUUCUACAAAGAAUGUGCACAGCCUCAAGUACAGGAAGCACUGAAGGCACUAAAGGCUACUGGGGAGCAGCUCACCUCAGGGCAAUACAUAGCUCUCAUAAAGAAAGAGACUGCGAAGGUAUAUGAGGCUGAGACAGAUGAAGUCAAGACACAGGUGAAAGAGUUCAUCGAGCAGCAGAAGGUAACACGAGAGAAACACAAAAAGGAAGGCAUUUGGAGUGAGGGAAACUUGAAUUACCAACAAAAUCUCGACAAACUUGUGGCUGUCGUCAACAAGUUCUUGAAAGGACUUCAUAAUGCAACUGGCCUAUCAUACACGCUCCUUGCUGGUGGUCCCUCCUCUGAAUCUGGUGGUUUAAUUGAUUGCUAUAGUUUUCAUGUUGGCCUCACAAAGCUGGGGAACGAUUUCAGUAAGGCCUACCCAGAGUUCGACAUGGGAAUUAUGGAGCCAUUCCGGGACUAUCUUUACCAUUUUAGCCAGUGCCUUACAGUUACUGACUUGAACUCUUUUGACGACUCAUACUCCUCUGACUGGGAUUCUGACUUCACACAUGGGGCAUUAUCCAUGUCUAACCUCAUGCUGCCUGAUGUAUCAGACAGCCUACCAUUAUCCAGAGAGAACAUAUCUGCAGCCCCAGAUUGCCACUCUGGCUCCUUCCUGGACUCAGAUCCCAGCCUGCCGGAUGAAAAUGUGAUGCAUUCCUGGAUGAGGCCAGGAUUCGACGCCUUUUUAUAUAACUUCGGGUCAUCCAGUGUGCCGGCAGACAAAGAAUUCUCUCAACUUGUGUCUGCGCAGUCCUUGUCGCAUGUAUCUGCCCUCGCCUCUCCCACUGACAAUGCAACAGUGCUGCCAAUUCUUCUUCCAUCCACGCAAUCAGAUUCUACCACAACUCUCGUUGACACCACAUGCACUUUGCUGGUAUUGCAUGCUCCCCACACAAUAGCUCCUACCUCUCCCACUGCCAAUGUGACGGUGCUGCCAACUCUUCCCCCAUCCACGCAGUCAGAACCUACCACAGCUCUCAUUGACAGCACACAUACUUUGCUGGCACUGCAGGCUCCCCAUACGAUAGCUCCCACUUCUCCCACUGCCAAUGUGACAGUGCUGCUGACUCUUCCCCCAUCCAUGCAGUCAGAACCUACCAUAACUCUCAUCGACCGGACACCUACUUUGCUGGCAUUGCAGGCUCCCCACACAAUCGCUCCCAAGUUUCCCACCCCUCUGACACACUGCUCUGACACUACCACUCCUAGUAUAGAUGCAUCAGCAACACCUUCCUGCACUCCUCCUGCAGCAGAUUUUGCAAUCACAGAAUGUGACACCCAUACUCGCCAUACACGGACCAGUCGCAUAUGCAAACCAUCAACUCGCAACAUUACUGCAAAUGCUAUUGGCAACAUGUCUUCCAAGUGUCCUCAUGAACAUGGUGGUGGAGGGUCUGCUGGGGGAAAAUCAAAGUUUAUUUUGCAUCUGGGCAGCCAUCUGUUCUGUAUAGUCACUCAUCAUUAUAGUUCAGCCACCCAGAAAAAGCCGGAGAAAGCUUUUUUGACAAGUCCAUCCUGCUUUGGGGCAUCCAAGACUUAA
This is a messenger RNA of Suillus fuscotomentosus, 1965 nucleotides long. RefSeq lists its product as uncharacterized. The coding region runs from base 1 to 1965 and encodes 654 amino acids. NCBI's taxonomy places the organism in Eukaryota, Fungi, Basidiomycota, Agaricomycetes, Boletales, Suillaceae. The transcript has 9 exons. The record is from RefSeq and is a predicted model, not a curated record.